Molecule: messenger RNA, 1044 nt
Organism: Ilex paraguariensis (yerba mate)
Lineage: Eukaryota; Viridiplantae; Streptophyta; Magnoliopsida; Aquifoliales; Aquifoliaceae
Source: the annotation of a GenBank genome assembly
AUGGAAGAUCCAUCGAAUCCGAGCUCACAGCAAACAAAUCCAACGGCGUCGCUCAGGCCGACUCACCACCGGCGAGCUCACUCGGAGGUGAACUUCAGGCUACCGGAGGACCUAGAUCUGGUGUCGGACCCCUUCGAUGCGCCUUCGGAGAGUUUCGAAGAGAUGGGAUCUGAGGACGAUCUCUUCUCCACUUUCAUGGACAUCGAGAAGCUUGGAUCCAGCCUGAACGACGGCGUUUCGGACAAUGCUGCCGGUGGAGGUGGCGGUAAUUGUGGCGGAGUAGGGGCGGAGGGUGGUGAGGGCGAGAGAAAUGUGAUGAGGCCUCGGCAUCGCCACAGUAAUUCUGUUGAUAGUUCGAAUCUGUUCGGUGAGAGUAUUGAGGCUAAGAAGGCUAUGGCUCCUGAGAAGCUGGCUGAGUUGUGGUCUAUAGAUCCAAAGCGAGCCAAGAGGAUUUUGGCAAAUCGACAGUCUGCUGCUCGUUCAAAAGAGAGGAAGGCGCGUUAUAUGUCAGAACUUGAGAGAAAAGUUCAGACCCUUCAAACAGAGGCAACCACUCUUUCCGCACAACUCACGCUAUUCCAGAGAGAUAUAACGGGUCAGAGUACUGAAAAUACAGAGCUUAAACUUCGGUUACAAGCUAUGGAACAACAAGCUCAGUUACGCGACGCCCUAAAUGAAGCACUGAAGCAGGAAGUAGAAAGGCUCAGAAUUGCCACUGGAGAAAUAGCAUCCUCUUCAGAUACCUACAAUUUGGGAAUGCAUCAUUUUCCAUAUAACCAAUCCGCAGUCUUUUCACAUCAGCCACAACCGGGAUCGAGUGAUCGUCAGAACGUGCAGAUGCCACAGUUUCAUCCCCUCCAGUCUAGGAUGUCAAGUCACCAUCAUCACAUGCUUGGAGCUGCCCACACACAGGCUUUUUCAGAUACAUUGCAGCCCGAUCCCCUUGGUCGUUUUCAAGGGCUUGAUAUCAGCAACAGAGGCUCUCAUCUCGUGAAGUCUGAAGGCCCUUCUAUUUCUGCCAGUGAAAGCAGCAGCACAUUCUGA